AUAAAAAAAUCUUUUACUUAUCAGUUUCUUAUCAUAUGGAGUAUAUGUUUGGAAAAGAAAGAAAAAAAAAACGAUUGUGAUCAGCAAGAGUCAUUGUGUACUUUUUACGAAGGAUUUUUAAGAAUCUUUUCAAACUAUGGAAGUUAUUGUAUGCAUAGCCAUAAUAAGCCUGUGGUGGAUUUUAUCGCUUACAAUUUUUUUGCCGUUUGUCAUUUUACUUAUCUUAAGCAAAACUCUGAGAGAUAAAUGGUUUACAUUUAUUUUUACAAAAUGUGAAAAUCCAAUGAAUUCGCCAGAGUUUUCUCGAAUGCGAAAGAAGCUCUUCAAACUUUUGGAAGAAAGCUUACCGAAUCAACGAAAAGUUGUCCCCCUUAAAGUGUUGGAAAUAGGAAUCGGAGAGGGAGCGAAUCUACAAUUUUAUCCAGAAAAUUCUACCCUCACUGCCUUAGACAUGAAUCCUUACUUCAUUCAACAUUUCAACAAAAACAGAAAGAACUAUCCUCAGGUGAAUUUGGAUGGAGUUGUUGUGAACUACGCUGAAGAUAUGAAGGAAGUUCCCAGCGAUGCUUUUGAUGUUGUUGUUUGUACUCACGUACUCUGUUCUGUGAAAAGUAUUCAUUCUGUUAUGAAAGAAGUGAAAAGGGUUCUGAAGCCUACUGGAAAGUUUCUCUUCAUAGAACACAUUGUUUUUCCAAAAAGCAAAGUAGAGCGCCUUGUUCAACAGUUUGCCACGCCGUUAUGGGCUAUCUAUUUUAAUGGAUGCUACCUCAAUCGAGACAUUCCACAAACCGUAAAGAAAGCUGGAUUCAGAGACGUUCACUGCGAUGUCAGUUAUCUACCAUUUUUACCCUUGUUUAUAAGACUUCAAUGCUUUGGAAUUGCUACAAAAUAAAGUUUACUUUCCAAUAACUUUCGGUCUCAUGUCAUAAAUAAAAAACCAAAGUUACUAGAAAUGGAAAUAAAUUAAUGAAUCAGUCAAAUUUGGAUGUUUAUAUGGCCGGUAACUAAUUAUGUUUGGAUUUUUCGAGUAAUAAAAAUGGUUUUAAUUUUUAA
Messenger RNA from Parasteatoda tepidariorum (common house spider), 1053 nucleotides. Its product is annotated as thiol S-methyltransferase TMT1A. Lineage: Eukaryota; Metazoa; Arthropoda; Arachnida; Araneae; Theridiidae. Gene Ontology annotation, molecular function: S-adenosylmethionine-dependent methyltransferase activity. The record is from RefSeq and is a predicted model, not a curated record.